AUGAAUAACGUUGAAAAAGUUGAGUUGGUUUUAAUUUAUGGCGAAUGUCAAGGUAAUGAACGCCUGACUGCUUUAACGUAUGCCGAACGAUACCCAGAAAGAUACCAUCCACCUUCUAAUUAUGUCUUACGACUUUUACAAGGGUUAAAUCAAGAAGGAAGAUUUCCUGGCACACAAAUAAACCAACAAAGGCGUAGAGCAAAUAUUUUUGGUGACGAUGAAGAAUUACAGGUACUAGCAUACAUAAGGGGUUAUCCACGUUCGUCAAUUAGGCAUGUUGCUCGCGAAGUCCAAAAAAUUCUAAAAAAGCACAAAAUGCACCCAUAUAAAAUCGAUUUGGUCCAACAUUUGCGUGCAGGAGAUUCUAUUCGUAGGUUGGAAUUUAUAGCUUGGUUCAAUUCUAAAUUGUAUGAUAACCCUUUAAUUGUCAAAUUCUUUGGAGUGAUGAAUCAAAAUUCACUAACAAUGGAAUUAUGA
This is a messenger RNA of Macrosiphum euphorbiae (potato aphid), 477 nucleotides long. NCBI's taxonomy places the organism in Eukaryota, Metazoa, Arthropoda, Insecta, Hemiptera, Aphididae. The record is from the annotation of a GenBank genome assembly.